AAUUUCAGUCAGUUGAUUUGAUUGAUUGAGUAAAUCCCCAAAAGGCUAAAAAUCUGUCCAAAAAUCUUAGAAAAAUUGUAUUUUCUAAAUUAAACCACUUUCAUAUUAUUAUAUAUUUUUGGAGUUAUAAAGAAAUCUUUAAAAAUUGACCUAAUUCAAAGGGGCUGUAACGAUGAAGCUGCCAAAGUCCUUGUGGCUACUGACACCGUCGACACGUCGGAAAUUGGGCCGGAAUGUCAGCACAUGGUCUCCACUUGCCACUGCCUUUAACACCAGACCCAGCACUAGGCCCAUAUUUGAAAAUUUGAGGGAAAGAACUGGUCUUUUUAACAAACCAGAGCUCACCAGUUUCGAAGGCUUUUAUACACUUAAAGAACAGGCCAUUGCAGCCACUGAGCAGCUGAUUGAAGAAGCCACUUCAAAUCCCACCAGACCCAUGGUGGAGAUCUUCGAUGAACUCUCCGAUACACUAUGUAAAGUUGCUGAUUUAGCUGAGUUUGUGAGAAUAGCCCACCCACAAUCACACUUCGCAAAUGCUGCUGAAGAUGCAUGCAUCAGCAUUAGUGGUGUUGUAGAAAAGCUGAACACAGAUAAGAGAUUAUAUGAGGCAUUAAGAGAUUCAGUGAAGAAAGGCACAUCGGGUGAUCAGCAUUUGGCAGAAUUGUUUCUGUUUGACUUUGAGCAAAGUGGCAUUCAGCUUGAGGAGAAGAAGAGGAGGCGUGUCGUGGGCCUCAAUGACCUCAUUCUGCAGACAGGACAGAGGUUCAUGGCGGGCGCGGCCCAGCCUAGAAGAGUGCCAAGAAAUGUGGUGCCCUCCAAUGUCAGACAGUUCUUCAGCACAGAAGGUGACGACAUAAUAGUGAGCGGUGUGUACGCUGAGUGCGGGGAGGCCGCCGCUAGGGAAGCUGCUUACAGACUGUACCUGGCUCCGGAUGAGAGACAGGACCAGUUGUUGACAACUACACUUGAUGCAAGGCAUGAGAUGGCUUCUAUAUGUGGUUUCGAUUGUUAUGCCGACAGAGCGAUAAAUGCAAGCACAAUGGAGACAGCACCUAACGUGCGUCAGUUUCUCGACCUCUUAUCAGACAACCUCCACGACCGCGCUCAACUGGACUUCGAAGCUAUGCUCAAGAUGAAGAAGAAGGAAACCCCAUACCAGAACGCACUGGCUUGCUGGGACACUCCAUACUUCACACAUAAGGCCAAGACGCAAUUACUGAAUGUAGCCAAUUCAGAUUUCAGCCCAUAUUUCUCCUUAGGAGGGUGCAUGGAGGGUCUCAAUAUGCUAUGCCAGGAACUGUACGGUAUCACGUUGAAGUCUGAAGAAAUGUUGCCAGGUGAGUCGUGGUCCCCGGACGUGUACAAGCUGGCGGUGGUGCACGAGCGUGAAGGUCUGCUGGGCCACAUGUACUGCGACCUGUACUCGCGCCCGGGCAAGCCGCACCAGGACUGCCACUUCACCAUACAGGGCGGGAAGUUGUUGCCAGAUGGCUCUUAUCAGAACCCGAUAGUAGUGAUAAUGCUGUCGCUCUGCGGGGGCCACCGUUCGGGCCCGGCGCUGCUGUCGCUGGGCGCGGUGGACAACCUGUGGCACGAAGCGGGGCACGCGCUGCACUCGAUGCUGGGCCGCGCGCGGCACCAGCACGUGGCCGGCACGCGCUGCCCCACCGACCUGGCCGAGGUGCCCAGCGUGCUCAUGGAGUACUUCGCUAGCAGUCCGCAGGUGGUGCGCCGCUUCGCUCGUCACUUCCAAACCCGCGAACCGAUGCCUGAAGAUAUGAUCCACCGACUGUGUGCUUCCAAAUAUCUCUUCGGUGCAAGCGAAAUGCAACUGCAGGUGUUCUACUCAGCGCUAGACCAGCGUUACCACGGACCGGACGCAUCUUUUGGUGGGAAAACAACACAAGUGUUACAAGAAGUACAGAAACAAUACUACGGCCUGCCUUAUGUUGAGAAUACCGCGUGGCAGCACCGUUUCAGCCAUUUAAUCGGCUACGGCGCAAAGUACUACUCGUACCUCAUAUCCAGAGCCGUGGCCUGGAGCGUGUGGAGGAAACAUUUUCACGAACAACCUCUCAGUAGAACCGCCGGGGACCAUUUCAGGCAGUCUGUUCUGAGGCAUGGGGGCGCUGUUCCACCACAGAAACUCCUCCGCGAAUACCUGGACACGGAGAUCACACCCAACACGCUAGCCAACGCGUUGGCCGACGAGUUGGACUACCAUAAAGACCAUCUCGACACAGUCUUCAAAAUGACAGACAAGUGAACAAACUAUUUGUUAUUAUGAUAUCAACUCGAGGAAAGUUUCAUUUUUAUUGGAUCAUUCUUUGACCCGAAAUAUUAUCUCAUGAGUUAUGGGAAAAUGAUAUGGUUGAUUGUUUUCUAUGUAAAUAUUGUUGUAUAAUGUUGGUGUAAAUAUGUAGUGAAUAUUCUUAAUUAUAUUUGCGAGUAUUAGUGAAAAUAGUUUGAUAACAUAGAAAGAGAAAACUGAAGACAUAGUCAUAUCUUUGGUUUCGUUCAUGAAAUAAAUAGAAAUGGUUGAGAAAAAACGAGACAGAUAAUAAUUUUAAUAUCUUUAUCGGCUUUUAGAAGGUCGAGCGUGAAUCGUUCAAAUACGCGGCUACGUUUACCUAUAGUUUUCUCGGUCUUCGCCUUCUGGCGAUAGCUGGACCAAAACGUGUCUUCCGUCGAAUCUCAAUCUACCUACUUCAUUGAUAUUUCUUUUGUGAUCACGACUAGAGCCAUGCCCCAUUGUUCAGUCGUGCUGCGUUGCAACUACGCAGCACGUUACGCUCGGUUGUUGUCUAUAGGUUUUGACACUGAUGUGCGUUAAUGUACGUCGAAACUUCAUACAAUUUCUGCGAUCUGACGGACGUCAAGACGACGCGACUAAUCAAUUGGGCAUGGUUCUUAUAGUAUUAAAAUUUUAUUUUACAUGAUAUUUCAUUUGUGAUCAUGGUAAAUAAAACAACAUCGGAAAAUUAUAAA
Messenger RNA from Plodia interpunctella (Indianmeal moth), 2988 nucleotides. RefSeq lists its product as uncharacterized. Gene Ontology annotation, cellular component: mitochondrion. The transcript is spliced from 11 exons. Bases 173 to 2266 code for a protein of 697 amino acids. The record is from RefSeq and is a predicted model, not a curated record. Lineage: Eukaryota; Metazoa; Arthropoda; Insecta; Lepidoptera; Pyralidae. Gene Ontology annotation, molecular function: metalloendopeptidase activity. Gene Ontology annotation, biological process: peptide metabolic process.